Messenger RNA from Aplosporella prunicola CBS 121167, 877 nucleotides. RefSeq lists its product as uncharacterized. The record is from RefSeq and is a predicted model, not a curated record. The coding region runs from base 58 to 714 and encodes 218 amino acids. The transcript has a single exon. Lineage: Eukaryota; Fungi; Ascomycota; Dothideomycetes; Botryosphaeriales; Aplosporellaceae.
AAGUAUAAAUAUAAAUUCGCGCGCGCGCGUGCCUCGGAUGGCGUGCUUCGGGUGCGGAUGGCGUGCCGCGUCGGCGCGUGCGCAUGGCGUCGGGUGUGGCGGGCGGGGAGAGGGAUUCGCGCUGGGAUUGGUGCGCCCUGUGCGUCUGUUUAUGUAUGUAAGGAGGGCGUGGGCAGGGGAUCCUGUUUUGGGUUUUGGGUUUUGUGGUGGUGGUGUGGUGUUGUGUGUGGUUGUGGGUUUGGUGGAUGGAUGGAUGGGUUAGUGGACCGUGAGGGCGGGCUGUUACUGGCAGGCGCUGCGAGAUUGAUUAGGAAGAGCGGAUCUGCGCUCGCUGUCGGUGACUCGGCGGAGUGCGCGGUAAGUAACUCUAGUGGUUGUGGCUUAGUUGCCGUUUGUGGUAAGGGGAUUGGCGCGGAGUUUAGUUGGUCGAUCGUUUUGUGUUGGGUUAAGGGUUUACUGAGGGCAGGUAUAGGAGCUGUGGAGGAUGUGGAGAUGGGUGAGAUGAGCUUUGGUUUUGUUGUCAUGUGGUUAUUGGUGGGUUGGGGUAUGUAUUUUGGGCUCUGGAGAUUGUUGUUUAGUACGACUGCACUGCAACUGUCUGAGAGUGCCAGGGUCGGCCUGCAGCCACAAAGCUUACUUGGGGCGCUAGCUUUAACGACCUCGCUGUUACUACUCGUGCGUUUACUUCUUUGGUUAUUGGUUUUUCUGCUUUAGGGGUUGGUUCUUUGUUGUGCCUGCUACAGACGACUGUCCGGUGGUUUAUGGACUUGUUCGAUGCUGGUGCCUACGCUCGCUCGUAUGCUAAGGGUUUUGUUGUCGUCUUCGUUAGUUAGUAGCGGUGCAGUUAUUAAAGAAGUUUUAGAUGGUGCAAUUUUAG